Cydia splendana is the source of this 3913-nucleotide messenger RNA. It is a transcript of the gene Patj, whose product is annotated as patj homolog. The record is from RefSeq and is a predicted model, not a curated record. Bases 247 to 2565 code for a protein of 772 amino acids. Lineage: Eukaryota; Metazoa; Arthropoda; Insecta; Lepidoptera; Tortricidae. Gene Ontology annotation, molecular function: protein binding. The transcript has 16 exons.
UUUUUUGUAAUUGUAUGAUGUUAUCUAGUUAUUCUGGUAGCAAACACAAUUAUUUUAUGUUAUAAACACAUAUCAAUUCACAUUGUUUAUUAAUACAAUUUCUUAUUGCUCUUUAUUGCGUGUCACUAGUUCAUUCGGACUAUCAGUGUUGUGUUGUUUUACGAGUUUCCAAAAGUGUAAAUUCCAGACAUUUCAUGGUUUAGUGUUCGUACUGUUCGUGAUUCAUAAGUAUAAUAAGUAUCCAGGAUGCAUCUUGGUGUAAAUUUGUCCAAUGCUCUUCAGCAAUUGGAAAGUGUGAAAGCUGCUGUGGAUCAAAGUGACGAUCCGAAACUGAAGGCUGCUACGAAUGAUGACCUGAACAUGUUGAUUAGCUUGCUGGAGAGUCCGAUCCUGAAAAGCAUAGCAACACUUCAGGACUCUGUUGGCAUGCUCGCUACACAAGUGGCUCAUCAUCCUUCCAUUCUGCCUGGUGACUUUGAUAUUACUCCUGCAGGUGAACUUGCUCUCCAAGCUCGAAACUUGUACGGCGCGGAGGGCGAGGAAGAACAGCGAGUCCCACAGGUGUCUCCGCCGCAUUGUCUCGAUUUUGGGUCAAGCUCGGACAACGAGCGCGUGUUGGGGCUCGACUCUGCCUCCAUCGACUCUAAUAUGUCGCCUAAACAGAGUCACGGCAUCCUCGAAAUGUCCAGAAACGACGACUCUCUGGCGUCUGCCUCUCCUAACAUAGUUGCGGGCGACUGGGCGCAAGUGGAGGUCAUAAACCUCGUCAACGACGGCACUGGCCUUGGAUUCGGUAUAAUUGGGGCAAGGACCCGUGGUGUAAUUGUAAAGACCAUCUUGGCGGGUGGCGUCGCGGACCGCGACGGGCGUCUCAAGUCUGGAGAUCACAUUCUACAAAUAGGAGAUGCUCAUUUAGUGGAAAUGGGUUCCGAGCAAGUAGCAGGCGUGCUCCGAGCAUCCGGUUCCCGGGUCCGCCUGGUGGUAGCCCGCGCCGUGGACCCGGCGCUAGCGCCGCCCGCAGCCGCGCCGCUCGUCCCCGCUAGGCUCCUGUCGGACCCGGAGGCGCUGGACCGGUAUCUGCUGGAAACCGGUUUCGAGCAGGUGUUCCACACCCAGCCGGUGCACCACCCGCCCACUUCUCGGUUCGUGUUCGACAGCGCGGUGACGCCGCCCCCAGAAACAGAUGCUGAAUCACCAGAAGUCGACAGAUUUACGGUGCAGUUGAAGAAGGAUGAGAAUGGACUGGGAAUAACUAUAGCAGGUUACGUGUGCGAAAAAGAGGAGCUUUCGGGUAUCUUCGUGAAAUCUGUGUCUGCGGGUAGCGCGGCGGCAUUAAGCGGGCGUGUGCGAGUCAACGAUCGCAUCGUGGCCGUGGACGGUGCGUCGCUGGCCGGCAAGUCCAACCAGCGCGCCGUCGACGCGCUUAAACAGAGCGGGAACCUCGUCACACUCGAGCUGGAGAGAUACCUGCGCGGUCCUAAAUAUGAGCAGCUGCAGCAAGCAAUAGCAGCGGGCGAGAGCGCUGGGGCCGCCACCGUCGCGCACAACCCGUUCCUGCACAUGCACCGCCCGGAACCGGCGCACCACGACAUACAGAUGACGACCUUGCACAACCUGGAAUCCAGCGUGGAGGACCCGGCGCCGUCGCCGCCGCGCAGUCCGCCCGCAGCGCGCGCGCAGCCCGCGUUUGAGAUGCCGCGCACCGCUGAACAGAAGGAGGCUAUUAGGAGGAAGUGGCAGUCCAUAUUAGGCGAAGACGUGGAAAUAGUAGUAGGAGUAGUGAUGCGCGGCGGCGGCGGGCUCGGCAUCUCGCUCGAGGGCACGGUGGACGUGGAGGGGGGCCGCGAGGUGCGGCCGCACCACUACGUGCGCUCCGUGCUGCCCGAGGGGCCCGUGGGCCGCGCCGGCGUGCACCGCCCCGGCGACGAGCUGCUCGAGGUGAACGGCCACCGUCUGCUGGGCAUGAACCACCUGGAGGUGGUGUCGAUCCUGAAGGAGCUGUCGAGCGAGGUGUGCAUGGUGUGCGCGCGGCCGCGCCCCGCCGCCGCCGCCGCCGCGCAUGCGCACGCGCACGCGCCGCCGCUCGACCUGGCGCCGCCCGCGCCCACGCUCGUCAAGGCUAAAUCAGACGGCAGCCUAGCUGGCGCGGGCGCCGAGGAAGGCGGGUCGCUGUCGGGCGGGAAGGUGCGGUCACGCAGCCUGGAGCCGCUCACCGGGCUCGCCAUGUGGUCUUCCGAGCCGCAGAUUAUAGAACUGCUGAAAGGCGAGCGCGGCCUCGGCUUCUCAAUCCUGGACUACCAGGACCCGUUGCGACCCGCGCACACGCUCGUGGUGAUCCGCUCGCUCGUGCCGGGCGGCGUGGCGCAGCAGGACGGCCGGCUCAUCCCCGGCGACCGGCUGCUGUUCGUCAAUGACCAGAACCUCGAGGACGCGAGCCUGGAGCAGGCGGUGGCGGCGCUGAAGGGCGCGGCGCGCGGCGUGGUGCGCAUCGGCGUGGCCAAGCCGCUGCCGCUCGUCGACGCGCCGCCGCCGCUGCCCGCCUCCCAGCCGCCCCGACACGACUGAACAUGAACACCACACCACCGGUACCCUAUGUCACUCAAUUUCUACCCUACAGCAGGAGUUCCUAAUUUUUAUCAGUCCGCGGAGCACUUGUAAGUUUAAAAUUUAAUUUCAACGCCCUAACCUAGUUGGGCUAUUCGAAAUACAUAGACCCAGUUUUACUCUCUACGGCGCACAGUUUGGGAACCCCUGCCCUGUAGCAAAUAUUCAUUGUAUAAAAUUCUAGUCUGAAACAAAUUCAUGCUUAGAAUUUGACAGGCAGUAUCGAUUGCGCUGUUCGGUUUCGUAUAAUUACGCGGUGACUCAGGCUAUCAAAAGUUCACAUUUGACAACUAAAGCAAAUAAAUAAAUGAUUUAUGAUUUAAACUCCCGCAAAACAUGGAGAUGUGAAACGUCUACUUCGGUUGUCAAAGUCGGAACUCGAUUUAUUUAGACUUUACAAUUACAUCUCCUACAAUCGAUAACUCUCCCGCUUUACACAGACUGUUUAUUUAUUUUAUUUAACAUUUUAAAUCAGGCAACAUCAACAAGGCCCAAAGGUUUAUGUAAAGGUAUUAUGAUUACGGUCAGCCAGACUUUCUGUAUAUUCUCGGUAAGCGAAACUAAAACUAAUAUCUGCCUUACGAAUCGUCUAAGAUAAAAGAUGCAUAUCGUGCCGUACUAAUCGGUCACGUAUAAAUUUAAAGACAGAUAGCAAUACGAAACUAUCAUCAUCAUGACUAUAUGAAUUCAAAAUAAGAACAAACUUUAAUUAAUAAUAUAUUAAAAUUAUUUUAAACUUUUUUAUACAUACCAAAAAAACAUAAUCAAAGCCAUGACUUUCAAAACGAAGAGAGACUACUAAAAUCAUAAUCCUUCUGUUAUAAUAGCAACCUUUAAGUAUGUAAUGAAUAAAAUAUUUAAACGAAUUUAAAAUGCUUUGGAAUUGAGGAAGACCUCUUAUAACUGUUCAAAAUGUUCCAUAAGGUUUAAUAUCAUCAUUUUUUUGUUUAACUAUAUAUUUAUAUAUUAAAAUUAUGUACUUAUUUAAAUUAAAUAUUCACUGUAUUUGACUUAUCAAAGGAAUUUAUAAUAUUGUUGACCGUGUUAUUAGAGGAAUUGACGCAUUAAGUAGGUUAAAUGAUUGUUUUUAAUAAUAUAACUUUUAUGACAUUCCAAUAUCAUAAUUAAAUUUUUCAUGUGACCUGUUAUAGACUUAUGUGUGUACUUAAUUAAUUAGAUGAUAAAUUCAUAAUGUAAUUUUUAGUCAAUUACCUUAGUUAUAGACAUUAGCCCUCCAUUAUGUUAGAUAGUAGAUAUUAUACUUCCUCAAGUAUUCUAUUUAUGUUUAUUGUAAGCAGUAAUAUUUUAA